AUGACGUCGUCUGCUUCCACAGCCACUCCCACAAAGCAUGCCUUUGACAGGCGUGUCGAGGACGUCAAGUCACCCAAGAGUGACAUCAACGCCCUGAUUCUGGAUUACCUUACUAUGGAAGGGUAUCCUAACGCUGCGGCAAACUUUUCCAAAGAAGCAAAUCUCCAGCCUCACCAGGAUGGCGCCUCCAUCAUUGCGAGACAAGAGAUCCAGAAUUGCAUCCACGGCGGCAACAUUCAAACUGCCAUCGAGACUCUGAAUGACUUUGAUCCUGAGAUUCUCGAUGAAGACAAGGCUCUGCAUUUUGCCUUGCUUCGAUUACAAUUGGUCGAGCUCAUUCGCACUUGCAAUGCUUCGGGUGGUGAUAUUCAGCCGGCCUUGAAAUUUGCAACGGAGCAAUUGGGCCCCAGAGCACCCACAAACCCCAAGUUCCUGGAGGAUUUGGAGAGAACCAUGGCGCUCCUCCUGUUUCCCUCGGAAUCCUUGGAACCUCAGCUCGCCGACCUCUUGAAACCGGGUUUGCGCCGCGAAGUGGCCGACAACGUCAACCGGGCUAUCCUAGAGCGACAGUCGCAGAGGCGGGAAGCCGCUAUUCGUCAGCUCGUGAGGAUGCGAGUCUGGGCUGAAAACACUGCCCGUGACAAGCGAAAGAAUCUCCCCGAUCGUCUCGACAUCGGCUUGAACGGGGAAGAACCUGACAGCCCAAGCAGGCAAAUCCUGCACGGCGAGAAUGACCAUGAGCCCAUGAUUACGACAUGA
Messenger RNA from Fusarium vanettenii 77-13-4, 759 nucleotides. RefSeq lists its product as uncharacterized. The transcript is spliced from 4 exons. Gene Ontology annotation, cellular component: nucleus; cytoplasm. Gene Ontology annotation, molecular function: protein binding. NCBI's taxonomy places the organism in Eukaryota, Fungi, Ascomycota, Sordariomycetes, Hypocreales, Nectriaceae. Bases 1 to 759 code for a protein of 252 amino acids. The record is from RefSeq and is a predicted model, not a curated record. Gene Ontology annotation, biological process: proteasome-mediated ubiquitin-dependent protein catabolic process.